This is a messenger RNA of Macrosiphum euphorbiae (potato aphid), 1002 nucleotides long. The record is from the annotation of a GenBank genome assembly. NCBI's taxonomy places the organism in Eukaryota, Metazoa, Arthropoda, Insecta, Hemiptera, Aphididae.
AUGGAUACUGUGACGGUUCAUUAUUGGCCAACGGAAGCACAGGGCUGUUUAUCGAUACAACCACUUACACUUUUCCUCACGAUCACGCUCCUACUUUCAUCGUGUACAACAUUUAUGUUAUGCACAUCCGUUUGGACUAAUCACUGGGAAAAUAUGGAAUGGGAUUUUCAAGAAGCAAUAUCAGUUUUGAAAACACAAAAUAAAUCGUCCAAAUGGUUGAAUAACGUAAAUACCGAAUGGCUAGUAAAUGGAAAUACAUUAAAAAUAACAAUUAACGCUGCAAAGCCAUCACCGGUAAAUAAUGGAAAAUUAUUAGUUUUGGCUACAGCAAAUCAAUAUCAUCAAACGGAUUUUUACGACAUAAACCCACUAUUAUAUCAAACGGGGGAAAAGACUACAGUUAUACUUGCACCAAUGUACGGUGGAAUUUGGACUUUAUGUAUCUCUCUAACAGAAGAUCAAUUAGUACAACUGCAUCAAGAAACAAAUAAUAAAAUGGGAUCGGUGCUACCCAAAUGUGUUAAUUAUUUAGCUGAAGAACCCCCAGAAGAAGAGUAUUUUAAACCGGACUGGCAUCAUAGAAUGCAAAAUAUGUCAAUAUCAUGUGCAUUGGUGUGCAUUAUAAUAGUUGUUACUGCAUCAUUGAUUGGACUUUUUUCUAUUUUCCGCCAUCAAAUUAGUGCUAUGUUAAUCACUGCUGUGAUGUAUUUAUUAGCAGCAACUUUUGGAUUGUUCACAUUGGGAAUAAUGCACAAUAAACAUCACUCAAGAAAAACACAUAGCCAGAAUAAUUGCAAUCAAUCACUAGCACUUAUAGAUGGUAUGAUUAAUGCCGGUGGAAAUAUGUGUCAAACAAUGCAGUUCUGGGAACAAUUGCUGACAUCUAGAAUAUACUCACUAGGCUGGAGUGUAAAUAUGGGAUGGAUAGCAGUUAUUUUAUGUAUUUUAACUAGUAUUCUAUGGAUUAUUUUAUCUAAGAUAAUGAGAGUAACCAUAAAAUAG